AUGGCGCUGCUUAGCUUCACACUGAGCGAAGAGGGUGUUGCAGCAUUUCGUGACGCCCUCAUUUGCUUGAACAAGUUCAGUGACGAUGUUUCACUCGAGGCACGCAAGGAUUCGUUUGUCUUGACCACUCUCAACACCUCAAAGUCAGCCUACGCGAGUGUCAGAUUUGCUACAACCAAGUUCUUCUCGCGCUACCAUUUCCAGGGAAGUCGUCAAUUCCGUGACCGUUUUCACUGCACUCUCUACAUUCGCGCACUAGUCUCUCUGUUUCGUAGCCGCACAGCAGCUGACUCCCAAAGAGAUGCUGAGAAACAAACACUUAUUGACAGAUGCGAUAUCGCUAUCGAAGAUGGAGAAGGAAUCCAAAGCCGAUUUAUUGCCCGCCUUGUUUUCCGCAACGGGUUGACAUCUACGCAUCGCCUUCCUUUUGAAGUUGCCGUUCCUGUUCAUGCCAAGUUCAACAAACAGGAUGCUCCUCAUCAUUGGACGAUCUCUUCACGAACCCUACGGCAGCUGAUGGACCACUUUGGCCCCGGUAUCGAAUUCCUAGACAUCAACACCGACGGCGAUCACGUCAAUUUUACUUGUUUCAGUGAAAAGACAGUGAGCGAGGAUGCGGUCCUCAAAAAGCCACUACAAACAUCAAUCGCCGUUGAGGCGGAGGAGUUUGACGAUAUCGAUGUCGAAGACAAGCUCCAUAUUGUGAUUUCUGUCAAAGACUUCCGCGCCAUUAUCCAGCACGCCGGGAUUACAGGAAACGAAGUCUCGGCUCGCUACUCAGUUCCUACGCAGCCUAUCCAGCUCUCAUAUACUGGCGAUGCCAUAUCAUGCGAGUUUCUUGUUAUGACAGUUGGUGAGCGUGGAACCAACACUGGGCAAAGGACCAAGAAAGGCCGCAAGAAUGCACCCCAAAGCACUGGGCCACGACUCGAAGCCACUACACGUAGGCACAGCAUCCCGCCCCCCGAAUCACAACAGCCUCAACCACCAGCCCCUCCUCCAUCCCUACCUCAGCACAACCCGACACCACAAAUGAGUGCUGCUAGAGCCAGUGCUUCACGUGUGGGAGUUUUUGACCUUCGUCCGUCUCAAAGACCAGCGCCACCCGCUACCAACCAAUCAGAGAGUUUGUUUGUGGAAGAUGAAGGUUGGGAGCCGAUCAAUUACGAUGAUGAAGAGCUCAUGGAAGACAAUUCCAAGCUAGGAUGGGAUCAUAGCAUCAACCCUAAUGCUUCUGCAAUGGACAUGAGCCGCUUUUUUGAGAACCCUGCACCUGCUGGUCCUGGAGCUGAAGCUGAGCAGCCACACCCACAGCCUACAGAUGCUGAAUCAACAUAUCUCGAACCGACUCAGCAACUGGCUGAUGUCGAGAAUUUAGCUCUUUUCCCAGACUGA
Molecule: messenger RNA, 1395 nt
Organism: Fusarium venenatum
Lineage: Eukaryota; Fungi; Ascomycota; Sordariomycetes; Hypocreales; Nectriaceae
Source: RefSeq, a predicted model, not a curated record